AUGAUUAACUUUGAACUGCUUCUUAGAAAAGAAACAAGACAGCCACUGGUGCAAACGAUACUCAGGCAGAUUUUAAAGGAAUCUAGGAAGCAGACCGAUGAAGUUGUGAGGAAGUAUUUGAUAUCUACGACCCUUUAUUGCUUUAAAUUAGAAAAGAAAAGCACGGAAUUGAAGAAAAUUGAAAAUUUUUUGAACUUGCAGAAUGACUUACUUAAUGCGAUCAAAAAAGCUAACAAUAAUAACUGAGAAAGCAAGAAAUAUUUGGUGGAUUUGGCAUAUGGGCAGAUAUGUUUUACUCCAAGGCAUGAUCAUUUUAUUCAAGCUAGAUAUUUAGGCAAACUUCCGUUUGGUAAGAAGCCCUUAUUGGCUAUGCCUUAUAAAGAAGGAUAUCAAAUCACGGGGCCUAAUCCAGUGCCAAUUGAAUUUUUAAAUCACGCAAAGGACUAUAUUAAGCAAAAUCCUUCUCAAGCAGGAAUUUAUGAGGACAUAUUAAGAUUCACAUUCAAUUAA
Molecule: messenger RNA, 510 nt
Organism: Blepharisma stoltei
Lineage: Eukaryota; Ciliophora; Heterotrichea; Heterotrichida; Blepharismidae
Source: the annotation of a GenBank genome assembly